This is a messenger RNA of Cryptotermes secundus, 1257 nucleotides long. RefSeq lists its product as uncharacterized. The record is from RefSeq and is a predicted model, not a curated record. Lineage: Eukaryota; Metazoa; Arthropoda; Insecta; Blattodea; Kalotermitidae. The coding region runs from base 1 to 1257 and encodes 418 amino acids. The transcript has a single exon.
AUGUGUGAAGAGCAUUUCACAAACUCUGUUACCCAUGAUGAUGCAGGCAGAUUCAGAGUGAGGCUACCCUUAUGGCAAGACGGAGAACUUGGGGACUCCCUUGCCACUGCUAGCCAGAACUUUGGAUACAUGGAAAGGCGAUUACUGAGAAACCCAGAUUUGAAGAAUGAGUAUGUCAAGUUUAUGGAUGAGUACCUGCGACUGGGGCACAUGGAACUCAUCGACCCUACUGACCAGCAUCGGUCUUGCUAUUACAUGCCUCAUCAUGCGGUAGUAAAGAAUACAAGCAGCACUACCAAGGUUAGAGUAGUCUUUAACACGUUAGCAAAAACCACCUCGUCACUCUCGCUGAAUGAUUUGAUGAUGGUAGGACCAACCAUCCAGCAGGAUAUGUUCUCCAUAGUAUUACGCUUUCACACACAUAGGUAUGCAUUGACUGCAGACGUGGAGAAAAUGUACCGACAGAUUCAAGUGCAUGAGGACGACGGAGACCUCCAGAGAAUCGUGUGGCGAAGUCAUCCCAGUCAACGGUUGGAAACCUACUGUCUGACCACAGUAACUUACGGAACUGCUGCAGCUCCUUUUCUGGCAACACGAUGCUUAUUACAGGUGGUGCUUGACAGUCAACGUACGCAACCGACUGCAGCUGAAGUAAUUAAGAAUGACUUCUAUGUCGACGACCUGCUCACAGGAACGGACGCUGUUAGUGAAGCUAUCCAGCUCUGUGACGACGUCACAUCAUUGCUCAAGAGUGGAGGGUUCCCUAUUCAGAAGUGGCGAUCCAACAGUCUAGACAUUUUGGAGGCCAUUCCAGCCACACUUCAGGAGACACAGGGACCUUGCAAUCUUCCUCUUGACGAGGGUGCAGUGAAGACUCUUGGACUGCACUGGUAUCCCAGUAGUGACUUGUUCCAAUUCAGCGUGGUGGACAGCAGACACAAGAAUGUGACAUGGACGAAGAGAAUGGUGCUGGCUAAUGUAGCGUCCAUAUACGACCUGUUGGGAUUACUAGGACCUGUCAUCAUACAGUGUAAGUUAUUCAUUCAAACCCUUUGGCAACGACAGCUGGAUUGGGACUCGAGAUUGCCUUCAGAACUUGCCACGCGGUGGGAGGAAAUUCAUCAACGGCUGCCUGAUCUCAACAGGAUUAGUAUACCCAGAAGAAUCACAGCAGAUUGCACAAGCAUCACUGACUUCAUGGCUUUGCCGGUGCCUCAGAAAGAGCCUACGGGUCGUGUGUCUAUCUACGUUCCGUAA